This is a messenger RNA of Penicillium salamii, 810 nucleotides long. NCBI's taxonomy places the organism in Eukaryota, Fungi, Ascomycota, Eurotiomycetes, Eurotiales, Aspergillaceae. The record is from the annotation of a GenBank genome assembly.
AUGUCGGCUACGGCUACAUCCACGUUCACGACCACCACACUUGUUGGAUCCCCGGAUAUGAAGGGCGUCACUAUAUCAGAGAAACAAUGUCCCAUGUGCUGGGGUGAAGGAUUUCCUCCAGGCGAAUCUGGCGCCCACGACAGAAUCCAGGAGUUGGAGGGGCAGGUGCAUGCGUUAACAGCGCGCGCUUCGGUAACAGCCGUCAAACUCAACGAGUACGAAGACGAAGUACGACGCCUACGCGCCUCCGCAUCCCAAGCAGCCUACGACACACCACGAUCCUCUCUGGGCGGCCCACCGUCCUCCCAAGAGCGGUCCCAAACACCAAUCGAGCGCCCAACCUCCUCAGAGUCCCAACCCCAACCACAAACCUACCAUAGUCGGCUGACCACUUUGGCCUCACUUAUCCCAUACCGGCGUAGCAGCGCAACCCCUACCAGUGCACCCUCAACAUCCAGCGGACCCCUUCCGCUCCCAACUACACCGACCAACCCCCUUCAGCAAAUGCACGCCUCGCCAGCGAGCAGCGACAACACAUCCGAGCUACAAGAUGCAUUAGAGCGCGAACAGAGCCUGCGAAAGGCGGCUGAGUCACAGCUAUCGCAAGCCAACUCCGAAUUGGAAGAUUUGACAGUGCAGCUAUUCAGCCAGGCGAACGAAAUGGUCGCACAGGAGCGGAAAGCCCGCGCAAAGCUCGAGGAAAGAGUCGCUGUGCUUGAGAGGAGAGAUGUUGAGAAGCGUGGGAGACUGGAAAGGCUGGAAAAGGCCAUGGCGCGCGUGGAGCGCCUCCGAGCCCUGGUUAAACAAUAA